Cordyceps militaris CM01 is the source of this 2544-nucleotide messenger RNA. RefSeq names its product cell polarity protein, putative. Lineage: Eukaryota; Fungi; Ascomycota; Sordariomycetes; Hypocreales; Cordycipitaceae. The coding region runs from base 1 to 2544 and encodes 847 amino acids. Gene Ontology annotation, cellular component: actomyosin contractile ring; cell cortex of growing cell tip. The record is from RefSeq and is a predicted model, not a curated record. The transcript has 4 exons. Gene Ontology annotation, molecular function: MAP kinase scaffold activity.
AUGUACGGAGCAAACGACAUUCUUGUGUGCAAGCACAGAGCGCGCCGCUCCUACUUGAUCGAUCCCCAUCUGCCCCGCGUGCCGCAUUGUCUUGUCUUGCUUGCUCGACGACAGACUUUCGGUCUUGGCUUUUGUGUCAGUACUGCGGGGCUGGACAAGCCCGAAGCCCCCAAAAGACAAGGCCGCUACAAGUCACCCCCAGGUUACCCUGGCCAGCGUGCCUGCCGCCUGUUUGACUCCUGGAAUCAACCAAGACACCCACCACGGCCCUUUUUCCUUUCUCUUCCAAACACUACCGCCGCAUUCCCCCCCCUCACGAUCAUGAGCGCCCUUGGUCGCAAUGCGCCGCUCUCUCCGAUAUCUGUAGGUGGAAACGAGUGGUCCACGCCGAAAUAUCCUCCCGGUCCCGACGGUCCUUAUUCCAACAAUCGCGGCAACCUCGCCUCGCCUCCCAAUUCGGGCGGCUCCAACGGCAACAUGAACAUCAACGGCUUUCCUGGAGCUCCCAGAAGCACUGGUGGCCCUUCUCCGCCCCCCUCGAUCGGCCGCUCGUCCGGCGGUACCAACAUGUACGCUAGAAGCGAUGCUGGUCUUCCCAACGGCGGCCCUGGCGGCCUCGGUGGCCAGCAAAGGGCCAGCGACAUUGAUGAGGGCGUCCUCCACGAGCACUACCUGACCCUCCGCGUCUUUCUCAACUCGCGCGACUCGGCCGCAAAGCAGCAACCUAACAAGGCGCGCGAUAAGCUCCUGCGACUCUCCUCUGUGCAGUUCUACGAGCUGAGUACCGACGUCUUUGACGAGCUGAUGCGCAGGCAAGCCACUGCUCGCACCCCCCCGAAUGCUCCCAAACGCCCGCCUACCUUUCUACUCCCCGAAAAGGCCUUUCACCCCAAACGAAACCAGGCCCGUCAGCGACUCUCUUCUCUCGGACCCCCCCGCUUCCGAGACUUGGCCGCCGAUGUCUUUUCCGAGCUUGAACGCCGAUUCCCCCGGUUCGUGGGCGGUGACAUACCCCGUGGGAACAGCGCCAUGUCCAACCGCAGCGGUGGCCGCACAGGCACACCCGUCAACGGCGGGUUUCCUCCUAGAGGUCAGAGUCGCGCCAGACGUCCGUCAGACGCAAGUUCGAUGAGAGGCGGUCCUCCACCCCCAGACCCUUAUGGGGUUCCUCCUUCUCCGGGACUGAGCAACGGCGACUACAAUCGACCCAUGCCCAAGCACCUCAAUCAAAAUAAUACGAUAAUACCCAACAAGAGUACCAUGCUCGAGGAAGAUGACGACGGAGAGGGCUCACCAGAAGUUGACAGGAAGCUUAUUGACGACUACGAAGCGCAACUCAAGGAGCUACGGGAAAAGUUUGCAGUCAUGGAAACCCAGAAACGGGACGAAAGCUCGAGAGAAACCCAGGAGUGGGCCAACAAGCUAGCCGAGGCCGAAAGCAGAAACAGUUCAAUGAAGCAGGAACUGAGCAGACUACAGGAUGAUCACGCCCGGGAAACGAGCGAUUUGCAAUCGAGAUUGGCCGAGAUGGAGCGGAACUCUGGAAGCAUACGCGACAGUGGGGUCUUGGAAAUGGAGAAUGAGGAGCUACGCAACUCGCUUAAUCGACAACAACGAGUCACGGAAGAGGUCCGUCAAGAGGCACAGGAGUUCCUCCGCGAGAUGCGCACGCUCUCCGAGCAAAGCCACGCCCGCUUCGAAAAGCAAGUAGAGCUGGAGCGCAACGUCGAAGCGCUCGAGGGAGAAGUGAAGGAAUGGCGAAAUCGGUAUGCCCGCACUAAGACACAGCUCCGCAGCCUGCGCGCCUCGUCGCUCGGCCUUUCCCAGGACAACGAAGGCGCACGCAUAAUUCGAGAAAACGGGUUCAGCGACGACAAUGGUCUUGUCAAGGACGUCCACGUCACCAAGUACCAGAUUGCAAUCGAUGAACUGCUCCAGUCGGCGCGCAGAGACAACCCGGAAAGGACGAUUGACGCAAUGAAGGCCGUCGUGGUGAGCGUGCGGCGAAUUACGAGGGACGCCGACGACGGGGCGCGACACGACGAGCAACUAGCGCAGCAGCAGGGCAAGAUCAAGGCCAAAGUUUCUGCAACGGCCAACAAUCUUAUCACAGCCACCAAACACUUUGCUGCCGGGGCGGGCAUCUCGCCGGUAUCACUGGUAGAUGCCGCGGCGUCCCAUCUUACGGUGGCCAUUGUCGAGCUACUUCGUGUUUGCAAGAUUCGACCGACGCCGGCGGGUGAGCUCGAAGACGACGAUGAUGGAUCGGUCACGCCAGUGGAUUCAGCCGGCUUCUUUUCACCCCGCAGCACAUCACAUGCAGGAUCUUCGCAAAACUCAUUACCAGCACCGCCGGCAUUUCAGGGACUAAGUGGCAUGCGGGCGAGCGCGGAGUCGUCUGCGUAUAGCCCGAUAAAUUCGCCGCGAGAAUCGAUAGACCCGUAUGGACGAAACGGCGCCAACGGCGGCCACGGCCUGGCGAAUGGCUACGGAAAUGGCAGCAACGGUCGUGACGACGGCUACAAAGCGUACAUUGGGUACUAA